Messenger RNA from Melanaphis sacchari, 1524 nucleotides. RefSeq names its product piggyBac transposable element-derived protein 4-like. The record is from RefSeq and is a predicted model, not a curated record. Bases 1 to 1524 code for a protein of 507 amino acids. The transcript is spliced from 2 exons. NCBI's taxonomy places the organism in Eukaryota, Metazoa, Arthropoda, Insecta, Hemiptera, Aphididae.
AUGUCGUCGAAAUCACAUAAUAAUUUAAAUGUGGACGAUAUUGAACGUGAAUUGGAGAAUAGUGACACAGAAUUUGAAAAUUACGACAGUGACAGUGAUCCUGAAUAUUUGAUGUCUGAUGGAGAAUCUGAUUCAAAUGAUGAAGAAGUUGUAGCACAUGGUGAUCCGGUUAUAGAUUUUCUAGAAGAAGACUGGUCAAACACUGUUUUGAAUUUGCGCAGAGUUGAUUUUACUGGUAAGUCUGCUGGUUUACUACAUGAAAUAGUAAUAGAAGAUUCUACAAAUAUUUUGAAACCGAUAGACGUAUUUUUUAGUAUUAUCGAUAAUGACAUUUUACUUUUAAUGUGUAAUGAAACAAAUCGGUACGCACACCAGAGGCUAAAUAGUGGACCAGUUAGAAGAAGUAGUAGAAUGUCUAGAUGGAAAGAUGUAGAUAUUGAUGAAAUGAAAAAGUUUUUAGGUGUUUUGAUGUUUUCUGGUGUUGUUGUAUUUCCUACUUAUGAAUCAUAUUGGAAAAAAGACAGUCUAUAUUAUCAUGAGUUAUUUCACAAAAUUGGCAUGAGCUAUAAUAGAUUUAUAAUUAUUUUAAGAUGUUGGCACUUUGUAGACAAUAAUAUUGCUAGAGAUAAUACAGACAGGUUAUAUAAAAUUAAACCGUUAAUGGAUAUGAUUUUUCAAAAAACACAAAAUUUGUACACUCCAGGAGACACAUUAGUUGUUGACGAAUCUAUGAUAGCUUUUAGAGGAAGACUUUUAUUUCGUCAAUAUAACCCGUCAAAAUCCCAUAAAUAUGGUAUCAAAAUGUACAAAUUGUGUACACCUGAAGGUUUUACAUGGGCUUCUAGUAUUUAUUGUGGUACAGGACCUACUUUAGGAACUCUGGAUAAGCCGGGAACAGUUGUGGUAAAUUUAGCUGAUAGUUUACUUGAUGAAGGCCGUUUGAUAAUAACAGACAAUUUUUAUACUAGUGUUCCACUUGCUGAAUAUCUUUAUGGCCGAAAAACUGAUUUUUGUGGUACUUUAAGAAAAAAUCGAAAAUGGCUUCCAGUAGAUGUAAAAGAUAAAAAAUUGAAAAAAGGGCAGGGAAUCGAUGUUUCAGAUCAACUAAGCAGUUAUUAUAAUCCACAACGAAAAUCUCUUGUUUGGUACAAAAAAGUUGCUAUGGAAUUACUAUUUGGGAUAACAGUAGUAAAUAGUAUGAUUAUUUUCAACAAACAAGUAAACAAGAAACUAACUUUACUUUCAUUUACCGAAUCACUGUCUAGAAGUAUUUUGUGUACAGAGGUUACAGACAAAUCAGAAUCUGUGAACAUUCAAAAAAAUAUUUCAAUGCAUUUUCUUGAACAGUUUGAUAGACAAAAUGGAAAAAUGCAAAGAAAAAGAUGUCAUGGGUGCUAUUCAAGUCUUCGUGAAGAUGGACAGUUGAGUGCAGAAGAAGCUGGAAAAAAAGCAAAAAAAGUUAACACACAUUGUAAAGUAUGUGGUAAUGCUUAUUGUUUAAUUUGUUACAACAAAAUCCAUUAG